AUGGCUCAGUUGCAGCAUGGUCUUGGACAUCGGCCCUCCUUCUCUUCGGAGUUCGCCGAGCGAGCCCUCACACCACUCGAGCGAUUCCUCGCACUGCAUUUCUCAUUCUUCCUAUAUGCUAUUUCUAUAUGUCUCAUACUCUAUAUCCCGUCCGACGAAGUGUUCGGGACGCAUACACGCCGUCGAGAUGCAUUGGGUCAUCCAUUACUCGGCCCACUGACAGGAGCAUCCCUCCUCUCCUCCUUUGUCUCAUACAACACUAAAGCCAUAGGAGCACUCUCAUUUGGCGUAUUCCUCCUUUCAGGUACGAUUGGCCUCUGGGGCCUCUGGGUCAUUCUCUUUGAAGGUCCACCUCGUAUCUCAAAAAAGACGGGUGCAGACAAACAUACCUCUGCUUUCUUGUUUGGUAAUAAGUCUGCUGCGUUUGUGCAGAAGAAAGAAUGGAAGAAAGCACAGAAGCAAUCAUGAUUCUAUUUGGUAAUUUUUCUAUUUCAUUUGAACAUGUACGUUAGUCGUAAAUAACGUGUAAAUAUUUG
This is a messenger RNA of Fomitiporia mediterranea MF3/22, 536 nucleotides long. RefSeq lists its product as uncharacterized. The record is from RefSeq and is a predicted model, not a curated record. The coding region runs from base 1 to 468 and encodes 155 amino acids. The transcript has 4 exons. NCBI's taxonomy places the organism in Eukaryota, Fungi, Basidiomycota, Agaricomycetes, Hymenochaetales, Hymenochaetaceae.